Cucurbita pepo subsp. pepo (vegetable marrow) is the source of this 2515-nucleotide messenger RNA. RefSeq names its product DEK domain-containing chromatin-associated protein 1-like. Gene Ontology annotation, molecular function: DNA binding; histone binding. Gene Ontology annotation, cellular component: nucleus. Lineage: Eukaryota; Viridiplantae; Streptophyta; Magnoliopsida; Cucurbitales; Cucurbitaceae. Gene Ontology annotation, biological process: chromatin organization; regulation of double-strand break repair. The record is from RefSeq and is a predicted model, not a curated record.
AAGCAAAAAGCAGGCGCGAGCCCGCUAACAUUUUUGUUUUUGGGUUCUAAAUUUUUGAAACCCCGCUUGUUCUCCCCGCUUCUUCUCCCCGCCCUACUCAGAUUUCAUUUGCCUUUGUCACUCCUACAACUAACCCAAUUUCUCCGAUCCCAUCUCUCUUUCUCUUUUCUACGCGUUUUCACUCCCCCUUCCUUCCCCUGCUACUACUACUGAUUCCCUUCUUUCUUCCUGCUACUCUUUCUAGGGUUUCUACCCAUUUUUCAAUCCCUUCGACUUCCCCCCCUCUACUCUUCUCUCCCAACAAUUCCAGGUUUUCUCCUCUCUAACUUCCAUGGCCUCUGAGAACCCAGAAGACAACAAAGCAGAGGACGAAGCUCCUGUCGAGGAGAAAAAGCAAGAGAGCAAGGACGGAGAUACUUCCGAAGGCCUAAAGCCGGAAAAAGAAGCCUCUGCCAUAGCUGAGAAAGAAGAAGCUAUAAGCGCUGAGCGCGGUCCUGAAGAGGUAAAUGGCGAUGCUGAAGUAGAAAAGAGUAAGGAGGAUGAGGAGCAGAAAGGUAAGCCGGAAAUUCAAGAACUAGGUGAUGAACAGGGCACUGCUGCAAAUGACGAACCCGAAGAUGAAAAUUAUGACAAGAAAGGGGAAGACAGCGCAGAGGAGGAAGAUGAAGGAGACAACGAGGUUGAAACUGAAGGUGAAGGUGAAAGCGAAGAAAGAAAAAAAACGAAGAAGGGAUCAAAGGCAGAAGCUAAAAAGGGUAGAAGGGUGUCUGCGAAAUCAAGGAAAAAUUCUGCAGAGAAGAAAGGAAAAGACGACUCUAGUUUGAAGGAGCCGGUCACGCCAAUCAUUGAGAGGCCAGCCAGGGAAAGAAAGACAGUUGAGCGGUUCUCCGUGCCAUCACCAGGCAGGUUGGGGAGGUCUUCCGCAAGCAAAACGCUCUCAAUUGAGAAGGGCCGCGGCACUACUCUCAAGGAUAUUCCAAAUGUGGCUUUCAAACUAUCAAAGAGAAAAGCUGACGACAAUCUGCAACUACUUCAUACAAUUCUGUUCGGAAAAAAAGCUAAGGCUCAAACCUUGAAGAGGAAUAUAAGCCAGUUUUCGGGUUAUGUUUGGGUUGAAAAUGAGGAAAAACAAAGAUCAAAGGUGAAGGAGAAGCUCGAAAAGUGCUUCAAAGAAAAAUUGGUGGAUUUUUGUGAUGUGCUAAAUAUCCCAAUAAACAAGACCACUGUAAAAAAGGAGGAACUUUCAGCAAAGUUAUUAGAAUUUUUGGAGUCACCACAUGCUACAACUGAUGUUUUGCUUGCUGACAAGGAUCAGAAAGGCAAAAAGAGACGGAGGGCCAGUUCAGGCAAGACAGUUGGUUCUGGGGAAUCUGCAGAAGUGCCCGCUAAGAAACAAAAAUCUCAGCCUACAAAGAAGAGAAAACAUACGCCUGAAAUGGAGGAAGAAGAGGAUGAUAAAGUUGAAACCUCAAACGAGAAGGAUGGUCCUCAUGAUGGGGAUGGUGAUGUGACUGUAUCGAAAGAAGAGAUUGAUGAAAAAGACAAGUCAGAUGAGGAUGAUAAGACACCAGAGAAAAUGGCUAGUCCAAAGAAGUCAUCUAAGAAGGCUGGAAGAGAUGGUUCUGGGUCUAAAUCUGUUGAAAAAGCUUCUUCUACAAAGAAAUCUGCUGCAAAAUCUGCUACAAAAUCAACAAAAAAAUCACCUAAUUUGACUUCAAACAAAGUUGAUGCUGGCAAAUCUGCUGUCUCUCCAUCAAAGCCGAAGGCCACAUCAAAAAAGCAGAAAGUUGAGGAAAAGAAGCCUGUAAAGGAAAAAUCUUCGGGCAAGAAACAAACAAGCAAGGCCCCUGCAAAGGUUUUGGUUGAAGAACGCGGCAAGGGAAAAAAUAGCAAGAAAGUUAAGAAAGAACCCAGCAGAGAGGAGAUGCAUGAAGUUGUAGUUAAUAUUCUGAAGCAAGUUGAUUUCAAUACCGCAACUUUGUCUGACAUUCUCAGGCAACUUGGUACCCACUUUGGUGUGGAUUUAAUGCAUAGGAAAGCAGAGGUGAAGGAUAUUAUCACAGAUGUGAUAAAUAACAUGAGUGAUGAAGAAGAGGAAGCUGAUGAUGAUGGUGGUGAGGAUACGGAUAAAGAGGAGGACAAAGAUGAGGAUGCUUAACUUGUUUAAUAAAUCCAUACUUUUCCGUAGCCCUGACCGAAGAUCAUAGAACGCAAUCCUGAAUGAUCAUCUCUUCAUGAUCUCAAUCAGCGGUUUGAUUGUUGAAGUACAUGUCUAGAUAUCUCUGGCUCGGUCUGUAUAAUGUAUCUUAUAGAUUUAAGAUUUUUAGUAACUUGUUAGCCUAGACCCAUUUUUUCCCUUCCCCCGCAAACUAAUUGUAUUUUAGUCCUCUCCCUAGACAAGUAGCUAGUUGAUUACAUCUUAUCGAUGGAAUGAGGUUUAAAAUAUUAGAAUGCAGAGAUGAUUGUGGCGAAUUCCUACAUCUUGGUUGCGCUCUAUCAUCGUACAAUUGGCUUU